Trypanosoma rangeli is the source of this 1257-nucleotide messenger RNA. RefSeq names its product putative succinyl-CoA ligase beta-chain. The coding region runs from base 1 to 1257 and encodes 418 amino acids. Gene Ontology annotation, molecular function: succinate-CoA ligase (ADP-forming) activity; ATP binding. Lineage: Eukaryota; Euglenozoa; Kinetoplastea; Trypanosomatida; Trypanosomatidae. The record is from RefSeq and is a predicted model, not a curated record. Gene Ontology annotation, biological process: tricarboxylic acid cycle; succinyl-CoA metabolic process. The transcript has a single exon. Gene Ontology annotation, cellular component: mitochondrion; succinate-CoA ligase complex.
AUGUUUACCCGCUUUGGCCGUGUGACUAUCCCGAAGAGCGUGAGCGUGCAGCGCCGCUUUUUCAACAUUCAUGAGUACCAGUCGAAGGCCAUCCUGAAGGAGGGUGGCUGCAAAGCGGAGUUCGGUGUCGCGUGCUGCAACCUCGCCGAGGUGGAGGCCGCGCUGGGGAGGAUCAAGACUGAUAAAAAGGUCGUCAAGUCACAGAUUCUCGCCGGUGGACGUGGCAUGGGCACCUUUGUGGAUGGCUACAAGGGUGGCGUGCACGUUUGCAAGGACGCCACCGAGGCUAUGGACUGCGCCAAGCACAUGCUGAACAACACGCUGGUGACGAAGCAGACGGGGCCCAAAGGGCAGAAGGUCUCCGUGCUCUACGUGACGGAGGCCAUCACCGGCAUCAAGCGUGAGCUCUACCUUGCCCUCCUGCUCGACCGCAAGUCCGCCUCGCCAAUGUUUAUUGGCAGCGCCGAGGGCGGCAUGGGCAUUGAGGAACUCGCGCAGAAGAGCCCCGAGAAGAUCAAGCGGAUGCGCAUUAACGUACAGGAGGGCAUCAACGACGAAAAUUGCCUUGCCUUCGCCAAGGAGCUCGGCUUCGCCGGCCGCGCUGCCGAAAACGCCGCGGAGCAGCUGAAGGCGCUCUACAACGUUGGCAAGUCGAAGGACUGCACCCAGGUGGAGAUCAACCCCCUUGUGGAGCUGGAGAACGGCGACGUCAUGUGCAUUGACGCGAAGCUCUCCUUCGACGACAACGCCGAGUUCCGCCAAAAGGACAUUUUUGAACUCGCAGACAAGACGCAGAUUGACGCAAAGGAGGUGCUCGCCAAGAAACACGAGCUCAACUACAUUGCCCUCAACGGCAACGUUGGCUGCCUGGUGAACGGUGCCGGUCUCGCCAUGGCGACGAUGGACCUCAUCUCUAUGCACGGUGGCAAACCUGCCAACUUUCUCGACGUUGGCGGCAGUGCCUGCAAGGAGCAGAUCGUAGCCGCCUUCGAGAUCAUCACGGGCGACCCGAGUGUCAAGAGUAUCCUUGUGAACAUCUUUGGUGGCAUUAUGCGCUGCGACGUCAUCGCGGAGGGCAUCGUGGCGGCCUCGCGCCAGAUGAAGGGGCGCAUGGUCCCCGUCGUCGUGCGUCUCAGCGGCAGCAAAGAGGAGGAGGGCAAGCGCAUCCUCAAGGAGAGCGGCCUCGAGCUCCACCCUGCCCAGAACUUUGAGGAGGCUGCCCAGCUCGCCUGCAAGUUCGCGUCGGAGGCGGCGUAA